AGUUUCCCUUCCCUGAUGCCAGUGAUGCCUUCCCUACCGUCCCAAGAGAUUGCGAUUUUUCAAACUGAACAGUUGAACUACAAAUUUAUUGAUAAUUUUCUCGAUGUAAAAAUGUUCAAAUUCAAAAUCUAGUUAUAACUUUCAUAACUUUUCGAAUUAAGAAAUCAAACUGUGAUUGUAGUAUUACGUGUGCAGAAAUGCGAUUCUUCGUAACUUCGAAUGCAUUCAACUCAAAAACGACAUUAUCGAGUACUUGAUUCAUAUUAUCGAGUUCCAUCGAACACCAGCUAGCGGAACACCGUUCGUGAUACAGUAGAAGAAUGGGACCUCGACCUCGAAGCAAAGCAGCCACUGCCCGACGUAAAGCAAAAGCAGCGACGAAAUUACGAAAUGCUCAAAGAUCAGCCGGAGAACCGAGCCGUCAUCGUGGUAAAGCAAGGAAUACGUUACGCGAUCGAUUGAAACCGAGCGCUCGAUCGAAAGCAUCCCGAAAACAGCGUACAAAAGCGGCCAAAUCGAAGGCAGCUCGUAUCCGUAAUAAAGAUACGGCGAUCGCUACCAGAUCAGCUGUUGGAAAACGCGGUAAACGUAAACUGGCUGUUAAAAGGCUUUCUCGAUCUUACGAUACGGCCCCAUUUGAUCAUAAUUUUAGGAAUAAUUUCUCGCCUAGGAAAGAAGUCGAACGCAGACAACGUUCGGAUAUUUAUUUUCUAGAUUAUACGCACGAGACGAGGCAGGUUUAUCGAGGCGAAAUCGCCGUGAAAAAGAAUUCGCGAUCGGGGAGACGUGAAACGCGUUACCAAAACGAGAUUUCGUUCGGUCAUCGAAUCGUUCGAGACAAACACGAUAGACGAUCGGUCGAGCGUACCGUACAACGUAACAGUUCGUUGAAAUAUCGCGAUAGUUUAGUUAAUAGUAAUAGUAAUAGUAAUUGCCGUCCGCAGAGGAUAUUAUCGUCGCGUGAAAAUCAUUCGUCGUCGAGGAAACCAGAUAGAUCGGCGAGUCGACGUCGAGACGAAGAUUACACUUCGAAGAUACCGCCUUUGAUGUCAAAACUAGUUGAAAGGUUAUCGCCUCCUAUGAUGGAAAAUCGCUAUCGAAGAUCGAUGUCACCGGCUAGAAGAAUAGUCAACGAUUGCGAUCGUCGAAGACCGCCGUCGCACACGUCGCCCAAACGAUACGAUAAAUUUGAUAACUAUUCUCAUCGUAGAGCUCCGCCGUCACCUCCUGAAGAAAGAUCUCGUAAUAACGUGUCUCCGACGAGGAAGAAAUAUCUCGAUUCGGGCCGGAUUUUUCCGCCGGAUCGACGCAAUAGUAUGUCUCCAGCUCCGGGACGUCGUCCAAAUCCGUCUCCUGCUCCGAGUCGUCGUGCGAAUGCAUCUCCGCCUAGACGUUGCAUGUCUCCGGCUCCGAAUCGGCGUGCCAAUUUGUCUCCGCCGAGACGCCGUAAUAUUUCGCCAGCUUCUGGUCGACGUUGCAGUUUAUCUCCUCCUAGACGUGGCAUGUCACCGGCUCCUAGUCGGCGUGGUGUGUCUCCUCCGGUGAGACGUGGCAUGUCUCCGGCUCCUAGUCGGCGUGGCAAUGGAUCUCCGGUGAGACGUGGCAACAUGUCGCCGGGUCCGAGUCGACGUGGCAACAUGUCUCCAGCUUCUGGUCGGCGCGGAUCUUCUCCAAGACGCGGUAAUAUGUCUCCUGCUCCUGGUAGACGUGGCAACAUGUCUCCAGCUUCUGGCCGGCGUGGCAACCUGUCACCUGGUCCAGUUCGGCGUGGCAAUUCUUCUCCACCAAGACGUGGAAUGUCUCCAGCUCCAGGUCGACGCGGCAAUAUGUCUCCGGAUCGACGAGGCGCUCGUUCACCGCCGAGACGUCCCAUCAGUGCAGCACCAGCACGACGCAGCCCUUCGCCUUCGCCGAGAAGGCCCAUCAAUUCUUCUCCAGCUCGACGUAGCCAUCCAUCUCCUCCGAGACGUAUUGUCAAUUCUUCACCAGCUCGACGCAAUCAUCCAUCUUCACCGAGACGUACUAACAAUUCUUCUCCAGCUCGGCGCAGUCAUCCAUCUCCACCGAGACGUCACGUCAAUUCUUCUCCAGCUCGACGCAGCCAUCCAUCACCACCGAGACGCAUGAAUUCAUCACCAGGUCGGCGCAGUCCACCUCCGCCAAGACGAGGCGUAUCUCCGGCUCGGCGCAGUUCACCUCCACCGAGACGAGCCGCAUCUCCGGCUCGGCGCGGCUCACCUCCGCCAAGACGAGGUGCAUCACCAAUCAGGCGUGGCUCACCUCCGAGACGAGGCGUAUCUCCAGCUCGGCGCGGCUCACCUCCACCAAGACGAGGUGCUUCUCCGAUCAGGCGUGGCUCACCUCCACCAAGACGCGGCGUAUCUCCGGCUCGGCGCGGCUCAUCUCCACCAAGACGAGGCGCAUCUCUGAUCAGGCGUGGCUCACCUCCGAGACGAGGAGUUUCUCCAGCUCGGCGCGGCUCAUCUCCACCGAGACGAGGCUCACCUCAAUCAAGGCGAGGCUCACCUCAAUCAAGGCGAGGCUCACCGCCACCUAGACGAGGCUCACCUCAAUCAAGGCGAGGCUCUCCUCCACCUAGACGAGGCUCACCUCCAUCAAGACGCGGCUCACCUCCAUCAAGACGAGGCUCACCUCCACCUAGACGCGGCUCACCUCCUAGACGAGGCAGCAAUUUAUCUCCAGCUCGGCGUAGCUCUCCUCCUAGACGCAUCGUCAAUUCAUCUCCUCCAAGACGCAGCGUCAACUCAUCACCUCCCAGACGUAAUAACAAUAUCGGUCACCCUGCCCCGGUCCAGCGUCUCAACAACAACCAGUCUCCACCUAGACGUCGCCAAAACGCAUCUCCGGCACGAAGAACCAGAUACGAAUCACCUCCUCCGCCGCCUCCUCCACCUCUACCUCCACCCACGUCACCACCGUCACCACCGCCGCCUCCUCCGCCACCUCGCGAACUAAAUCGAUUCAAGAGACCUCGCGACGUGUCACCGGAAAGGUCUCGCCGAAGACCUACCUCGCCUCAUCGUGCUAAUUCUCGACCUCCUCCGCCUAGAUCGGGCGACUCGUUUCCACUUGCUAAACUCGCACAAGCUCCUCUGCUAGACAAACGUGAUAAACAUUUAAGCGAAUUAGCCCUAGGCGGUAGUUUAGACGACCCUAGAGCCGUUAAAAAACGUCUACUUCCGGACAGCCGACUUCUACCCGAACAAUACGCUCGUAGUAGACACGCCAACGCCGCCGCUACCGCUACCGUUGCUAAAUCUCGUCGUCGGAUUGCAACGUCGUCGUCACCAUCGCCACCACCACCACCUCCGCCGCCACCGCUGCUCAGACGUAAACAUCCGGAUGACGAGAAACCGACCAGAAAACGUCCCAGAAGUCCUCCCACCAGGCCGAAAAAAUCAUCUUCCGAAUAUCAGUCUGAUGAUGAUAUUAGGCCGUCUCGAAAAUCUAGGCCGAAACCCGAUAAAGAAGAUCGUCGAUGGUGAUCUGAUCUACGUAGAUGUGUUUAAAUUGAAUAAUACGGCGAUUGCGAUUCGCCAUCUCGCAGUUUAUAUUGUGUACUUGCGUAAUUAGCAAUUAUUACGCAUACCUCCCUCGUUGUAAUUUUUUUUUCUCCUAUUCAUUUUCGUUAGAUAUUUAUGUAUUCGAUUUGUACAUAAUUAUUGUACAUUUCGUGUUUGUAAGUAUUAAUUUUACGCUCGUCGACGGCUAAUUUUAAAUACAAUGAUUGUUUUCAUUUUGAAAUUACAUUUUUUAUACAGUU
Molecule: messenger RNA, 3784 nt
Organism: Planococcus citri (citrus mealybug)
Lineage: Eukaryota; Metazoa; Arthropoda; Insecta; Hemiptera; Pseudococcidae
Exons: 4
Coding region: 321-3506 (1061 amino acids)
Source: RefSeq, a predicted model, not a curated record